Messenger RNA from Cucumis sativus (cucumber), 1734 nucleotides. Its product is annotated as growth-regulating factor 4. The record is from RefSeq and is a predicted model, not a curated record. Gene Ontology annotation, biological process: regulation of DNA-templated transcription; DNA-templated transcription; developmental process. Gene Ontology annotation, cellular component: nucleus. Bases 444 to 1445 code for a protein of 333 amino acids. Gene Ontology annotation, molecular function: ATP binding. NCBI's taxonomy places the organism in Eukaryota, Viridiplantae, Streptophyta, Magnoliopsida, Cucurbitales, Cucurbitaceae. The transcript has 3 exons.
CUGUUAUUUAUUUCCCCCUGCUUUAGUUUGUGGGUUUCUGUAGAGAUGUCAGAGACAAGAGCUGCAAAUAUAAGAGGAAAAAAAAAAAGAAAAGAAAAAAAAGCCAGUUUCCCUCCACAACCAGAAGUUACAGAGAGAUGCAGUCAUAAUAUGAACACUUGAACAGACAAUAAGAGAGAAAGAGAGAGAAAAGAGAGAGAGAGAAAGAGAGAGAGAGAGAGAGAGAAAGGUGGGCAUGCAGGACUAUAAUCAGAACCAUCAGUUUAUCCAUGGGUGAAGAUUCUGCAAGCUCAAAUGGUCUCUGAAAUAAAUAUACUAAGCAAUACUCAGAGGGCUCUAGUAAUAACCUAAACAGAGGAGCUUUCCCAUACUCUGCUUGGUUUCAUCAUCUUGCUUGCGCUUUGAGGUUCUUGGUUUUUUUUUUUUCUUAAUCUAUUUUAAGUAUGAGCGCCAGAAGUAUGUUUCCCUUCACAUCAGCUCAGUGGCAAGAGCUUGAACAUCAAGCUCUCAUCUUCAAAUACAUGGUUUCUGGCAUUCCUAUACCUCCUGAACUUCUCUUCAGUAUUAAAAGAAGUGCUUUGGAUUCUCCUUUCACUUCUAAGCUCUUCCCACACCAUCCUCAACCUGUUGGAUGGAACUAUUUGCAGAUGAGUUUGGGGAGGAAGAUAGACCCAGAGCCAGGGAGGUGUAGGAGAACUGAUGGGAAAAAAUGGAGAUGUUCAAAAGAGGCAUAUCCAGAUUCAAAAUACUGUGAGAGACACAUGCAUAGAGGAAAAAAUCGUUCAAGAAAGCCUGUGGAUGUUUUGAAAACAACAGCAACAAACGACAUAAACCACCUCUCAAAUCCAACAUUUUCUUCCUUAAACAGCAACUCAUCCUUACUCUCCUAUCGCCCCUUCCCGGCUCAUCAAAUAUCUUCAACUCCUAAUAAUGGGAAUGGUAUAUCAAUGAAAGACACCAAUACCCUCUUGCUUCUUGAACCUGGUUCUUAUUCCGACAAAAACCCAGAUUACAGAAGUAGGUACACUUGUGGGCUAAAAGAGGAAGUGAAUGAGAAAGUUUUCUUCUCACAAGAACCUUCUGAAGCUAUUGGGAGAGCUGAUUUCUCUGCUUCAUCCAUAGCUAGUUCAUUGCAACUGACACCACUAACGAUGAGUUCUUCUCUAUACCCAAAACAGAACAACAGCUCCUCUUUGCAGAGUGAUCAAUCCUCAUUUUAUCAGCUUCAUCAGAACCUCACAGAACCUUUGAAGCAACAAAAGAGAGACGAAUCGCAGAAGACUGUUCAUCGAUUCUUCGAUGAAUGGCCUCCAAAAGACAGAGGAUCAUGGCUUGAUUUCGCUGAUAAAUCAUCAAAUACUAGCUCAGUUUCCACCACUCGGCUCUCAAUUUCCAUUCCCACAGCUUCCAACGACUUCCCCAUUUUCAGAUCCAAAAACCCCUAGUGACACCUAAACCCAAACUCCCAAUUUUUUUUUUCUUUGAUCUUUUUCAUUCUCUAAAGUUAUUUUGCUCCUGUGCUUGAUCUCUCCAGGGUGACCCCAGCUGUUCCUAUUUGAAUUUUGUUUUGUUCCCAGGGAUGUACUUCCCUGCUGAGUUUUCACCCCUUCUUUUUUCUUAUGUAGGGUGUGGUUGAAUUGGGCCAUGGGUUGUUUAUUAAACGAAUGUUCCAUCUUUUUUUCGUGUACUUGUUGACUUUUCUGCAUCACUUCUUACGUAGGAGGUUUUUGAUCA